This is a messenger RNA of Anguilla anguilla (European eel), 2988 nucleotides long. It is a transcript of the gene cpdp, whose product is annotated as CPD photolyase. Gene Ontology annotation, molecular function: deoxyribodipyrimidine photo-lyase activity. Gene Ontology annotation, biological process: photoreactive repair. Lineage: Eukaryota; Metazoa; Chordata; Actinopteri; Anguilliformes; Anguillidae. The coding region runs from base 138 to 1925 and encodes 595 amino acids. The record is from RefSeq and is a predicted model, not a curated record. The transcript has 10 exons.
CAAACCCAAUAAUAAACAAACACAGACCGGAAGUUAAUUUAGGGCCAAGCGCAUAACCUUGGCAGCGCGCGUGCGUCCGAUGAAAGGGUCUAUAGACGUACACGGCGUAAUGGCAACCGCGAGCAAAUGUCAAAGCCAUGAGAAAUUAUGAAUGCGAAAUCAUGGAUCAAUUCUGCGCAGGUUUAAACAUUUCCUGUCGCCAGUAUCAGCGACAAACUUCGAACCCAGACAGACGGUCCUUAUUGUAUCCAGUGUGUGGAGGCCUCCCGCAGCGUGUCUCACCAGCCCGACCAAAUCGAGCCCCUAGGAGCCUCUGCUCUCUGAUUCAGCUAAGGGUGAGUUUCAGCUGUUCCAGCAUGCGGGCCGGUAAGAAGGCGGAGACGGGGGCCGCGGUGGCGGAGCCCGAAAACAGCGAGGGCCGGAAGGUGACCGGCAAGCGCAGAGGAGAGCCCGUGGAAGGGGACGGCGGAAAGCGUGCGAAAGCCAUGCCUCAGAAGGAGGGCUGGUUGGCGGAGAAGAUCGCAGAGGAACGGAGGUCGGCCCGCUGCGUCAAGUUCAACGAGAGGCGCGUUCGCUUUUUGUCCCAGGCCCAGAAGAUCAAAGAGGGGGUGGAGGGGGUGCUGUACUGGAUGUACCGGGACCAAAGGGUGCAAGAUAACUGGGCCCUGAUCUACGCCCAGAACCUCGCCCUGGAGGCACAGCUGCCCCUGCACGUGUGUUUCUUCCUGGAGCUAGAGGGCCCAGGCGCCACUCUCCGCGAGUACAGCUUCCUGCUGAAGGGACUCGAGGAGGUCGCCGAGGAGUGCGGUGCCCUCGGGGUGCAGUUCCACCUGCUGCGCGGCUCGGCUGGGGUGAUGCUGCCCGGCUUCGUCAAGGAAUGGGGCCUGGGGGCCGUGGUGACCGACUUCUCCCCCCUCAGGACCCCUCUGCAGUGGGCGGAGGACGUGAAGGAGGGACUCCCGCCUGAUGUCCCCUUUGUACAGGUGGAUGCCCACAAUGUUGUGCCCUGCUGGGUUGCCUCAGACAAACAAGAAUACGCUGCCAGGACCAUCCGGGGCAAGAUCACAAAGCUGCUGCCCGAGUUCCUCACACAGUUCCCUCUGGUGGACAAGCACCCACAUUGCGCCGCAAGGCUUGCAAAGCCGGUGGACUGGGCGCAGACCCUGUCCAGCCUGGAGCUGGACCACAGCGUUGGGGAGGUGGAGUGGGCGCGGCCAGGGACGGCCGCCGGGACGGCCAUGCUGGAGUCCUUCAUCGACGAGCGCCUGCGCCACUACGCCCCCCUGCGCAACAACCCCAACUCCGAGGCCCUCAGCCAGCUCUCCCCCUGGGUCCACUUCGGCCACCUCUCAGCCCAGCGGGUGGUCCUGCAGGUGCAGCGUAGCGGGGCAAGCAGGGCGCAGUCGGUGCCGGCCUUCGUGGAGGAGAUGGUGGUGCGCAGGGAGCUCGCCGACAACUUCUGCUACUACAACAAGAAGUACGACCAGGUGGAGGGUGCGUAUGAUUGGGCACGGAAGACACUGCAGGAUCACGCCGGAGACCCCCGCCCAUAUGUCUACACCCGCGAGGAGCUGGAGAAAGCCCAGACUUAUGACAAUCUCUGGAACGCUGCCCAGUACCAGAUGGUUACAGAGGGCAAGAUGCAUGGGUUCAUGCGGAUGUACUGGGCCAAGAAAAUACUGGAGUGGACCUCCUCACCAGAGGAGGCGCUGUCCAUUGCCAUCUACCUGAAUGAUCGCUAUGAGCUGGAUGGGCGGGACCCCAAUGGAUACGUAGGAUGCAUGUGGUCCAUUUGUGGAAUCCAUGACCAGGGCUGGAAGGAGAGGCCUAUAUUUGGGAAGGUGCGCUACAUGAACUACGCCGGCUGCACUCGCAAGUUUGACGUGGCACAGUUUGAGAAGCAGUACUGUCCUAAAAGGCUGUGACCGUGUCGGUGGAGAAUCGCUGCCGUCUGUCCACAUUCAGAUAAUCUCGGAGCUACCUGCGUCACUGCGGUGCUGCGCCGUGAUGCUCGUUUGAUUGGUCCACUGCUGUGUCUUUUCCAUUUCCUGUUUUGUUUCAGUUUUAAAAAGUUCAAACUGCCAAUAAUACGUAUAGCUACAGUGGUAUGUACUAAUGAAAUGAGGUCACUUCCAGCUCGAGAAAACGUGAACUGACUCAAAGGAGUAUAGCUGAGCUAAUUUUUUCUAGGCUGUGACAGACCUUUGGGGCAGACUGAUGCUCAAAAUAAAGACUGAGCAACCCCCCACCUACACCCAAAAAAAUUGCAGUGUAAACUAGUGUCAACUCUUAAUGUUAAUUAGUGGCCUCAUUGCGACACUGCCGCUCUGUGCAAUAAUAAUAGGUCUUUAUAAUGUAAGUCUAGAUGAUAAUUCAAUUCUCAAUACCAGCUGUUUCUGUAAUGCACUACAGAUCCCAUGGCAUAAAAACAUCUGCAGUGCGCUCGGUUUUAUCAUGGUAGACCUCUUUCAUUGAAAAGAUUUUUGAAGCAAUUUCACAUUGAGAACUAAAUUUAACAAACUAAAUGCAAAACCAUGCUGAGGAUACUUCUGAGAAAAUCUGGAUGGGGCAGUGAAGCUAGAUGAGCGAAAUGUUUCCGGUGCUUCAUGCCAUAGCCAGCCGUUAUUCUCCUUCCGCGCUUUUGUUUUUUCCAUUUUUGUCAAGCCUAGAGCAUUGGCUUAGAGCAUCUGCUUUGCGUGGUGAGACCUGAGAGGAACCACAAGAAACCAAAGUCUCUCACCGCAGGAGAAAGUUUUUUCGUGUCAAGCUACCGAUUAGUUGAACGUUUACCACUCGUUUGUGUGUUAUUUUCCCCUUUGUAGAAAAAAGUUAGAACUAGAAGUGGAAAUCUGUCAUGGAAAUGCCUGCUAUCUGAUGACUCAGCCUUUCUUGAACUCCCCCUCCCUGGUAAAUAAGCAAACGUCAUGCAUUGAAGAAGGAUACAAUAUUUAUUUGUACUCGUUUUUAUGAAUAAAUAUAAUAAAACAA